GUAUAGCUAGGCAACACAGAUGAGAUGAGGAAUUGUGGUUCAUCAGCCAAUACAGUUAGCUCUCCUACCCCAACUACACGCCAUUACUAUAUCUCCCAAACCCACCCCUUAAUUACUCUGCAAAAAAAUUAAUACUACCCUACCUAUCUCUGGGAUCUCAUACGAGUUUCCCAUUUCCUCAAUUGGGUCACAGCUCUUGGAUCUUCAAUAAAACCACCCACAAAUUAAAAGGGUUCGUCGUUUACACCAUUUCGUGAAUUGGGUCACUCUCUUUUGGUCUCAAAAAAUGAAGGUCAGUGUAGUUUCUCGGAGUGGUAAAGAUGUUGUCAAGGGUGGCCUUGAGCUCAGUGAUUCCGCUACGGUUGCAGAUCUGCAGGAGGCAAUUCAUCAACGAACCAAAAAGUUCUAUCCUUCAAGACAGCGGUUAACCCUCCCCCUUAAACCGGGAUCAAAGGAAAAGCCUGUUGUUCUUAACUACAAGAAAAGUCUCAAGGAUUAUUGUGAUGGAAACCACUUGACUGUAGUGUUCAAGGACCUGGGCACACAAGUUUCCUAUCGCACACUUUUCUUCUUUGAAUACUUGGGUCCUUUGCUCCUUUAUCCCAUCUUUUAUUACUUCCCUGUCUACCAGUUCUUUGGCUACAAAGGGGAGCGAGUCAUCCACCCAGUUCAGACAUAUGCUUUAUAUUACUGGUGUUUCCACUACUUCAAACGAAUUAUGGAAACAUUUUUUGUGCAUCGGUUCAGCCAUGCAACCUCACCACUCUCCAAUGUGUUUCGUAAUUGUGCCUAUUAUUGGACCUUUGGCUCUUACAUUGCUUACUAUGUGAACCACCCACUUUACACCCCUGUUAGUGACCUCCAAAUGAAGAUCGGCUUUGGGUUUGGAGUGCUUUGUCAAAUCUGUAACUUCUAUUGCCAUAUCUUGCUGAGGAAUCUGCGCAGCCCUGAUGGGAAUGGAGGAUAUCAAAUUCCACAUGGUUUUCUAUUCAAUAUUGUGACAUGUGCAAACUACACAACAGAGAUUUAUCAAUGGUUGGGUUUCAAUAUUGCCACACAGACUGUCGCAGGCUAUGUUUUCCUUGUGGUUGCUACUCUUAUUAUGACCAAUUGGGCCCUCGCAAAGCACCGUCGUCUGAAGAAGCUAUUUGAUGGGAAGGAUGGAAGACCGAAGUAUCCACGCAGAUGGGUAAUAUUUCCCCCAUUCCUGUAAGCAUGGCUCUCAUCUUGCAUCUUGUUGCUCUCUUGGUACCAAAAAUCAGAUUCAACAGCAAGAAUUCAAGAUGGUUGGAGCUUAAUAGGUGUCAGAUAUGAACUUGACAUUUUUAUAGACAGCUUACUCCCACUUGAACUACCUGAUGAUAAUCAUCUUUUAUUCUUUUCUUAUUGUUUUGUCCCCCCUCCCCCCAAAUUUAUGUUUCCUCUCAUUCGUCAUGUUAUUUGGGAAGAAAUACAGUUAAUGUUGGUGAUCUAGCUUUUUAUCAGAUUGGCUUCUUGACUA
Molecule: messenger RNA, 1501 nt
Organism: Quercus robur (English oak)
Lineage: Eukaryota; Viridiplantae; Streptophyta; Magnoliopsida; Fagales; Fagaceae
Product: very-long-chain enoyl-CoA reductase
Exons: 4
Coding region: 287-1213 (308 amino acids)
Biological process (GO): very long-chain fatty acid biosynthetic process
Molecular function (GO): oxidoreductase activity, acting on the CH-CH group of donors
Source: RefSeq, a predicted model, not a curated record